Phalaenopsis equestris is the source of this 1391-nucleotide messenger RNA. Its product is annotated as pentatricopeptide repeat-containing protein At3g29230-like. NCBI's taxonomy places the organism in Eukaryota, Viridiplantae, Streptophyta, Magnoliopsida, Asparagales, Orchidaceae. The record is from RefSeq and is a predicted model, not a curated record. Gene Ontology annotation, molecular function: protein binding; RNA binding. The annotation marks the transcript as partial. The transcript has a single exon. Gene Ontology annotation, biological process: RNA modification.
UGAAGAGGAGGGAUGUAAGACCUAACCUCUUCACUUUUCCUUUUGUUAUCAAGUCUUGUUCAAUGAUCCCUGCCCGUAUGGCGGGAGAUCAGGUUCAUUGUUUUGCUUUAAUAACUGGCCUCAGAUCGAACUUAUUUGUCGGAACUUCCCUAAUUGAAAUGUAUGCAAUCAAGGUAGGAGCGGGGCUAGCUUAUAAGAUGUUUGAGGAUAUGCCUGAAAGAAAUGUUGUUGUGUGGACUGCUAUAAUAAGAGCUUAUAUUGCUGUUGGUGAUAUGAAAAAUGCUUUUAAUCUUUUUAAUCAGUUAGAAGAGCAUGAUGUGAUAGUAUGGGGCACCAUGAUUUCGGCUUUCAUAGAACAUGGAGAUAUUGCCACCGCAGAGGAGCUCUUUGCUAGUAUGCCAGUGCGUGAUGUUCAAUCUUGGAAUACUAUGUUGUUUGGCUAUGCCAAUGGGGAUGAUAUUGGAGCUUGUGAGAGAUUCUUUGCAAUCAUGCCUGUUAAGAAUGUUUUCUCAUGGAAUGGGCUGAUUCAAGGGCAUGCUCGACAUGGUAAGUUCUCGAAUGUUUUGAAUAUUUUCCAUCAAAUGCUUAUUUCAACAAAUAUUAAGCCCAAUGAUGCUACUCUUUUGCUCGUGUUAUCGUCAUGUUCGAAGCUUGGUGCUCUCGAUUGGGGGAGAUGGAUCCAUUUGUAUUCUAAUAACAACGGAUUCAAUGGGAACAUCUACAUAAAAAAUGGGCUCAUCGACAUGUAUGCAAAAUGUGGUUGCAUCAACAGUGCAAUCGAUAUGUUCUCUGCAAUGGAAAAGAGAGAUGUUAUUACUUGGAAUUCAAUGAUCAGUGGUCUAGCGAUGCAUGGAAUGGGAUUGGAAGCAUUAGAGGUUUUUGAUCGUAUGUUGGAUAAUGGAGAGAAGCCUGAUGGGAUAACCUUUGUUGGAGUCCUGUGUGCCUGUGUCCACAUGGGUCUUGUCGAGAGGGGAUUACAAUUUUUCAGAAACAUGACAACGAGUUACUCUGUUGCUCCAGGGAUUGAGCAUUAUGGCUGCAUGGUGGACCUCCUUGGUCGAGUUGGCUUGCUUAAUGACGCCAUUUGCUUUGUAAAGGAGAUGCCAAUGGAGCCUGAUGAUGUUAUUUGGAGUGCUCUGCUUGGGGCGUGUCGAGCAUGGCGGCAUAUUUAUUUAGCAGAGAUAGCUAUGAGUCGACUCGUGAGGCUCGUGCCUGAUGAUGCUGCCAAUUAUGUUGUGCUAUCAAAUAUUUAUGGUGAUGUUGGAAGAUGGAAUGAUGUUGGUAGACUGAAGAAGGUGUUGAGAAGAAUGGAUGUUGGAAAGUCGCCUGGUUGUAGUCUUAUUGAGGUGAACAUGGAGGUGGUUGAGUUCUGUUCUUUGGAUGUGAGACAU